Rodentolepis nana is the source of this 456-nucleotide messenger RNA. Lineage: Eukaryota; Metazoa; Platyhelminthes; Cestoda; Cyclophyllidea; Hymenolepididae. The record is from the annotation of a GenBank genome assembly.
AUGUCUUCUGGAAUAAUUGCUCGGGGUGAUCCCAAUGUCGACAAUGGUUUUAAAGUUGUGUUCGUCCUCGGCCCACCUGGUAGUGGGAAAGGAACUAUUUGUAAAAUUAUGUCCCCUCGCUAUGUAUUCAAACACCUCUCAGCCGGUGAUCUUUUACGUAAAGAAAUGAGUCGAGCAGAGUCAAAAUUAAGUGAGCAAAUUAAAAGGCAUAUGGAAGAGGGCUCAAUGGUGCCUGUUGAAAUAACGUGCAGACUUCUCUCAGAUGCAAUGGAAGAAACCAUGAAUACUGACGGCAACAAUCGCUUUCUUGUGGACGGUUUCCCCCGUAACGAGGAUAAUAAGACAGGUUGGGAAAAGUUUAUGGGUCACGUUGAAGUGUGCAAAGUAAUUGCUGUUGAUUGUCCAGAUGAUGUAAGUAUAAAGUUCUAUCAUAUUUCAUCGUCAUGUUAUUCAUAG